Molecule: messenger RNA, 2731 nt
Organism: Aspergillus campestris IBT 28561
Lineage: Eukaryota; Fungi; Ascomycota; Eurotiomycetes; Eurotiales; Aspergillaceae
Exons: 4
Coding region: 335-2584 (749 amino acids)
Biological process (GO): cristae formation
Source: RefSeq, a predicted model, not a curated record
AACCCCAUCCAUCCGAUUGCACUCGCACACCUCCAACCACCACAUAUAUCAGCGCUUUUGAUCCACGAUACUGAAGUAUAUACCGAUUGACUUUCGCAGAUUGAUCAUGGGCUGUUGACAUAUCUUCAAUCCCUCCAAUUGCGAUCUCGGGCGAGAAAGAGUGCGACGCGACGACGCAUCCGUUUACCUAUUCGUCUGUCCUCUUCUAUCGUCGAUUUAUCACCCCUUGAAACGCGAUACACGGAUAUUUAGAUAAAGAGAAGAAAGGAGAAGAGAAAGAGCUACAGCUAUAAACAGAACGAACCCAAACAAGCCAACAAGCCCAUCCAAAACAAUGUCCACCCCAGCAGACCAAGCCUACGACGACACCGACGAGCCCCUCCCCAACCACCAAGAUGAAUCCUACCCCACAGAAACAGACUACUACGCCCUCCUAAACCUCCCCCGCUCGCCCGCACCCACCGAGUCCCAGAUCCGCUCCGCCUACCGCACCCUCGCCCUCAGCUUCCACCCGGACAAGCAGCCCGCGCAGUGGCACGAUGCCGCGGGGAGACACUUCGCGCUGAUCCGUGCCGCGUAUGAUACGCUGGUUGAUCCGCAGAAGCGCGCGGUGUAUGAUUUGUUGGGGGCGGAGGGCGUGCGUGCGGAGUGGGGGCCGCAGGGAGCGAUGGGGGUGUUUGGCGAGGCGAGGAAGCUGGAGCGGGAGGGGAAGGGGAUGGGGAAGGGGGAGGUUGGGGUUAGGGCUAUGGCGCCGGAGGAGUUUAGGAGGUGGUUUUUGGGGGUCAUGAGGAGGAGGGAGAGGGUUGCUGUUAAUCGGUUGGUGCAAUGUCGGAGCUCUGUGUCUCUCGGGCUUGAUGCCGCCGGGUUGAUUAUUGUUGAUGAGGAUGAUGAGGUAUAUGUGGGUAUUCCGACUCUGCAGACCAAUGCUUUUAGUGUUGGGUGUUCGUUUAAGACGCCGUUGCCGACUCCGCGGGUGAUUUUUGGGGAGUCGGAGAAGGAGGACGAGGAGGGUGAGUCUGCUGAGCAGGAUGAGGAGGCUCCUGUGGAGACGGAGAUGGUCAUCAACGCCAGCGUCAAAGGACAGCUUCGACAUUUGCAGCGUGAGGGUACUCCGCUGCCGUUGCUGAUGGUCGCGAACAACAUCACCCUCGGAGCCAGUAUCAACCGUACGCUCGACGAUUUGGCGAGGCCCAAGGGCCUCUUCGGCGAACGAUUCUCUUCCCUGUGCACCAAUGCUGGAUGUGCUGCCAAUUUCCUGGUCUUGCCGGCCCCCAUCCUACAAACCGCUUACGCAAAGGCAUACACGCCCAUCCCCGGCACGCGACCCUUCACGGUCCAGGCGUCGGCUCUGUUCAAGAACUCCCCUAUCAAAUGCAUGCCCACCCUCGGCCUGCAGAUCACCAAGGCCAUCGCCCAGCGGAAGACGGUCUUCUGCUCGUGGUCAAGCGGCACCCUCGACUGGCCGUACCUGUUCGAGCGACUGUUCGGACUAGGCGCCCACGCGGACGACGUCUCUCAAGAAGCGAGCAGCUUCCAGCUAGGCUACACCUCUCUACCAAAGCUAUCUCGAAGUCUCGCCACGCAGGACGACGAAGGUGACGACGUCGAUGACGAAGACGAAGAAGAGCUCGCUUUCGAGAUGGCCCGCAACCAGCUCCGCGCAGAAGACCAAGCCGCCGAAUCGUGGCAGACCGUAGCAAUGGCCUCCCCCGGCGGUGGCGGCCUAUCCGUCACCUACUCGCGCAACCUCUUCUCUGGCAAAGCGGCCAACGAACCGCGACGCUCCGAAUGGAGCGGCGAAGGCCACUACCCGCUGCCGCAGGAGGUCGAGCCACGCUCCGUGCGGCUUGAGAUCCAGACAUCCCUCGCGGCCGACCUCUCCCUGUCGUGGGUCGUCGAGGGAACACGCCAAGUCGGGGAAUUCACGCGCAUGGGCCUCGGCGUCGGCCUGACAGAUGCCCAAGGUCUGAUCAUGACUUUCUCGUGGAGUAGACUGGGCCAGAAGAUCCAGAUCCCUGUUAAGGUCUGCCCCCUUGACUCUGUCACGUCGGAUGCGUCUACCCUCGCGCUUGUCGCGCCCUGGGCGUUGUACUGCGCCGUCGAGUUCGGCAUCAUCCGUCCCCGGGACCGCCGGAAUCGCCGCCGUGCGAUCGCUAAACGACACCGGAAGCUGAAGAAGCUGAUUCCCAAGCAUCGCGCGGACAGCCUGCAGGCGAUUGAGCUCAUGGCUGAGCAGACGCGGCGCCGACAAGCGAGGGAGGAAUCGCAGGGCGGACUCGUCAUCACGAAGGCUGAGUACGGCCACUAUCCGUCUGGGAAGAACAAGCGUGACGGCAGUGAAGGGGCAGAGCCCCGCCCGGAUGAAGUCGUCGAUGUUACUAUCCCUGUGGCGGCGUUGGUUGAUCGGGGGCAGCUUGUGAUUGCGAAGGAUAUGGUUAAGUUCCAUAUUCUGGGUUUCUAUGACCCCGCGCCGCUUUUGUCCAAGUCGUUGAAGAUUUGGUAUAUUUAUCAUGGUAAGGAGCACUUUGUUGAGGUGAGAGAUGGUGAGGGUGUUGCUUGUCCGAUGCGGUCGCAUUCGAUUUAGUAUUCGCAUUGCAUGACUAUGUGAGGAUUAUUUUCUUUGGUUUGUCUGUUCUCCUAUCUGUUCGGAUUGGUUUGUUGCUUGGAAUGUUGUAUAAUGUCUGUAUGAUUACUACGUAGUAUGUAUUAUAGGUGUGCUUGUAUAGAUCUG